Messenger RNA from Malus domestica (apple), 3667 nucleotides. Its product is annotated as protein IQ-DOMAIN 32-like. The record is from RefSeq and is a predicted model, not a curated record. Lineage: Eukaryota; Viridiplantae; Streptophyta; Magnoliopsida; Rosales; Rosaceae. Gene Ontology annotation, molecular function: protein binding.
CCUGUUAAAUGGCGGACUCCAGAAAAUACUUUUAGCCAGAUUUAAGGAGUGUGUUGAGGUCCGUGUUCUGAAGCUACUAAAUUUGUCGCAUUUCGCAACAGUGCAACAACGUAGGCGGUUUUGUCUCUCGAGGAUCAAGAGAGAGAGAGAGAGUGUGCGUGUGUGUCUCUGUCUUUUCAGAGAGAGAAACAGCCAGCGAGCGAGCGAGCGAGAGAGAGAGGAGUGAAGGAAGAUGAAGAAAAUGGGGAAAUCCACCUCUUGCUUCCAAAUUAUCGCCUGCGGUAAGGAUUCAGCGGACAACGAUGAUCUCGAAGCUCCCGAGAGCAAGAGUCCGAGUGACAAGCGCGGAUGGAGUUUCCGAAAGAGAGCUGCACGGCAUCGAGUGUUGAGCAACACUGUCAUCACAGAGACGCCCACUUCCGGACAUAAGGAGAGCCCGGAAUCAGCGAGCGCUACUGUUCCAGAAAAGAUAUCGUUAAUACAUUGCAGUGAUGAGAAACCCCAGUUGGUAACUCCUGAGAACCCAAAAGUAUCUGAGACUGAACAGAAGGUAUCCCAGACUGAACCAAAAGUACUUGAGACUGAACCGAACGUACCUGAAGCUGAACAGAAAGCACCGGAGACUGAACCGAACGUACCAGAAGCUGAAGGGAAAGCACCGGAGAAUGAACCGAAAUUACCGGAGAUUGAACUGAACGUACCUAAAGCUGAACAGAAAGCACCGGAGACUGAACUGAACGUAGCAGAAGCUGAAGGGAAGGCACCGGAGACUGAACCUUACAUAGCUGAAGCUGAAGGGAAAGCACCGGAGACUGAACCGAAAGUACCCGAGACUGAACCGAACGUACCCGAGACUGAACCUAAAGAACCCGAGACUGAACCCAAAGUAUCCAAUACUGAAAAUGUCACAGAAGAUGAAAGUGCAGUCAAAUGCAAAUCGGAUGAGUAUGAUGUUAUUGUUGUGCAGACAGCUUCCAGAGGAUUGCUGGAUCAGAAAUCGUUCAUGGAGCUUGAGAAUGUUGUUAAGUUGCAAGCUGCUGUUCGUGGGCAUUUGGUCCGUAGGCAUGCCGUGGGAACUUUACGAUGUGUUCAAGCUCUUGUGAAAAUGCAAGCUCUUGUUCGUGCUCGCCGUGCUUGUCAGGUGAUAGACCAUAACUCUAAUAUCUCGGAGAAGGCCAAAUCGAAUAUAACAUACACUUCAAUUGACAAGCUACUUAGCAAUAGUUUUGCCCGCCGGUUGUUGGAAUCAUCACCGAAGACCAAACCUAUGCAUGCCAAGUGUGAUUCCUCUAAUCCCGGCUCUUUUUGGGAAUGGAUGGAGAGAUGGACGUCACUAUCAUCGCCGUCAACGGAGGAUAUUGCAGAGUCAGAAAAAGCAGUGGCAGCAAUAAAGAAACAGGAAAGAAGAAUGGAAGAAAUUUCUGAAUCCCCUUGGGAAUCUAAAAUUCAAGAUGAAGUUCUUUGUGAGAUAUCAGACUCAAAGUCCAACAUCACGGAAUCAAUAGUGCCAUCUGAAAGUGAAGAGAAUCCGAUUACUUAUGACGCUGACAACUUGAACUUUCAGGCAAGCCAUUCUGAUAUUGAACAGCCUCAGUUGGAAAACAACAGUACAUCUGAUGUGAAAGAGAUUACGGAAGAGAUCAAUUAUCUUCCAAAUCAAAGUGUGCAAUCAAAUGCAUAUUCUCAGGUGGAGCUCAAGUCCUUUUCUGGGAACCCUGUCAUGGAAAGAAGAAAGGAAGAAAUUUCUGAGUCUCCUCGGGAAUCUAAAAUUCAAGAUGAAGUUCUUUGUGAGAUAUCAGACUCAAAGUCCAGCAUCACGGAAUCAAUGGUGCCAUCUGAAAGUGAAGAAAAUCUGAUUACUUAUGACGCUGACAACUUGAACUUUCAGGCAAGCCAUUCUAACAGUGAACAGCCUCAGUUGGAGAACAGCAGUACUUCUGAUGUGAAAGAGAUCACGGAAGAGAUAAAUUAUCUUCCAAAUCAAAGUGUGCAAUCAAAUGCAGAUUCUCAAGUGGAGCUCAAGUCCUUUUCUGGUAACCCUGUCACAGAAACUGAACAACCUAAACGUUCUAUGAAAAGAUUAGCCUCAGAGGAACUAGAAACUGAAGGAAAGAAAUCUGUAUUUGGAUCGGGGAAAGUGAGUAAUCCUGCAUUUAUUGCUGCACAGUCAAAAUUUGAAGUGCUGAGUUCAACUACCAAUUCAGGUAGAUCAAUUAGUCCAUCCCAUCAAGAUGAUGCUGCAAGUGAAUUACAAAGGGACACAUUCUCAUCUGCAGUGGAUACUGAAAUCAGAAAGGAGCUCAACGUGGCAGAAAACCCAGUCACCCAUGUAUCAAGUGUUCAAGUUGGUGGAUCUGAGUGUGGCACCGAAAUGGGUGGCACUGAAAUCUCCAUUUCUUCCACCGUUGAUUCGCCUAACAGAUCUGAUGUUGGAGCUACGGAACAUGAGCAUGGAGCCAAAGUUUCAGUGGAAGGAGACAUUUGCAAUCCUGACAGCACCGAAAAUGUGGAUGUCCAAGCCAAAGAUUUCCCUACAAUCCCAGUCUCCAACUUAUCUGAUCCAGUCUUGGAUCAACCAGAAAAACAUGAUGUCGUUAAUGGUGAGAUCGAAAAUUCUGUGGUUGCUGUGGACUCCCCACAAGCAGAGUCUCAGCCAGAGAGAACUGAGUCUGAUCUGCAGAGAGAACAGGACCCUGAGGCAGGUAUUCAAGCAUAUGCAUCACCCCCAGAAGCUUCUCCAAGAAGCCAUUUGACUGUCCCAGAAUCCCAAGGAACACCGUCUAGUCUGAUAUCCGUGAAAGCUAAAGGGAGCAAAGCUGAUACGAGUGGAUCCAACCAAAAGCGUAAGUUUGCGUCAGCAGGAAAGAAUUCGCCCUCUAACCCAAACCAAGAUUCUGGAUCAAAUAAAGAUCAGAAAAAGGGGAAGAGACGCAAUUCAUUUGGUUCAGAAAAACCCGCCGCUGAUAAGAUUGAUCAAGAACCAAGACAUAGCAGUAGUAAUAGUUCCAUCCCCCGUUUCAUGCAAGCCACAGAAUCUGCAAGAGCAAAACUUCAAACAAAUACCUCUCCAAGAUCGAGUCCAGAUAUGCAAGACAGAGACAUUAACGUAAAGAAGAGACAUUCCUUACCUGGUACAAACGGAAGGCAGGGGUCUCCACGCAUCCAGCAGUCAACGUCUCAAGCACAGCCGGGUGCAAAGACAAAUGAGAGAAAAUGGAACAGGUGAAGAAUCGAAGUAAUCGAACAUCUCAAAGGGAACAGUGCCGAUGACCAGUCCCUAACAGGAAAUGCGGAGUCUGAUGAUUACAUGACUGGUAGUCCUUCAGAUUGUAACUAGCUUUUUUCGACUUGGAUAGCGCCUGAUUAACGACGCUAGUUACAGGGUUUUCUUUUUAUAAAUACAAGACACCGAGUGACGCUUUCAUGUAAAUUUUUCUUAUUCUUUUUUACAGUUGGUUUUCUGUUUCUUGUUCCAAACGGUAUAAUCUGCUGUGUGAUAUGAUUUGGGUAUGGUACAGAUGCUUUGGUUUGGUUAUCCAAAGUUUGGGGCAAACUAUAAGGCCAAGGGCUUUUGGAAGCUUUUUGCCAGGUUUUAUUGUAAUAAUACUCAAUGUUCUCUUAUUUCUUUGUUUGCUUUAUUUCAUAAUGUUAAUUAUUGCAUUUUUUC